ACGCUGAAGGCCUAAUAAGUCACCAAGAGCUGGGACAACAGUACGACUUCAGACGAAGACGCUACGAUAAUCAACCCGAUCGGUUUCGCUUAUACCCUACCGAAUAUCACGUCGAUCCAAGAUGUCGUCUGCGUUAGAUACUAUCGGAUCUUUCGUAGAAGGCGCACCGCCUGGCGAGUUAGCCGACGUAAUAAAUGAUAUCAAAACCUUAACAAACGAGUCCGACAUCGUCUCCAAGCUGGGUCCUGCAUUCGAGAAGUACAAUGAGGAACAGUUCGUCACAGCGAAGCUCCCCGGCAGCAGCCAGCAAGUCAUCAUCAGCUCGCAUAGCUCCUUAGGCGGUGGGCGAUACUUCGACGUUGAGAGUUCCUCUAGCUUUGCGUUCGAUCACGCUACUCAAAAGGCGAGCGGAGUGCAAAGCUAUGCGUUGGAGGGUGCCCAGGCAGACUUGGUGAAGUCUACGUUAAAGAGCCUAUCUACAUACGUUAAAGAACAUUUUCCCAACGCUUCCUACGGCGCAUACCCUAUCGAGGACGACUCUAAAGUGGCAGUUAUAAUCGUGGCCAACAAGUACAGCCCGAAUAACUUCUGGAACGGACGAUGGCGAUCCCUCUACAUUUUCGACCCCUCAUCGAGCAGCCUCGAAGGUAGCAUCAAGGUUGACGUACACUACUAUGAAGAUGGAAACGUGCGAUUAUUAACCAACAAGCCCGUCGCGGGAUCAGUCUCCUCCGGCACAGGCGCAGGAAUCGCGAAGGAAAUCGCCGCGGCCGAGAAGAAGUACCAAGAGGAACUAAACCGAGGGUUCACAAAUCUAAGCGAGGGCGCAUUCAAGGGGCUACGAAGACAACUCCCAGUUACACGGCAGAAGAUCGAAUGGGAUAAGGUAGCCAGCUACAGAGUGGGUCAGGACAUCGGUGGUGGCGCCUCCAGGAGAUAGUGCUAAAUGGUCGCGUUCAAAAUCGUUUCGUCUAGAUGUUUGGUCAGCCUUCGUGUUUUAGCCUAGCAGAGAUGAGUAAAACGGGGAGUUUAUUCUCAGAACUAUUACAGACACAUUUAAACUGAGU
Messenger RNA from Hypoxylon trugodes, 1067 nucleotides. RefSeq names its product subunits of heterodimeric actin filament capping protein Capz. Gene Ontology annotation, cellular component: actin cortical patch; F-actin capping protein complex. NCBI's taxonomy places the organism in Eukaryota, Fungi, Ascomycota, Sordariomycetes, Xylariales, Hypoxylaceae. Gene Ontology annotation, biological process: barbed-end actin filament capping; actin cytoskeleton organization. The coding region runs from base 122 to 940 and encodes 272 amino acids. The transcript has 5 exons. The record is from RefSeq and is a predicted model, not a curated record. Gene Ontology annotation, molecular function: actin filament binding.